AUUCGAUGGUAUCAAAAUAUAAACAGAAAACAAGCCCUCUUCUAAAAGUCUCUCCAUUUUCCUAAAGAAUUUUCUCUUGAUUAUCUCCCUAAAUAAAUUGCAAAUAUGACAGAGGAACGUGUUUGUUUCACGUGCCAAAGAUGCUCCCAACCCUUAGCCUUAGAUGAUUCAUUUAGUAAUAUUAGCGAACAUGAAAAAGCAGAAUUAAAUUUACCUUUACAUAGUAAUACAGAUGUUGAUUUGGAAUCACAAAUGACUAGUUUUGAUAAUUAUGUUCAUCCCUUCAGAUUGUCAGAAUCUGGUAAUGGUGUAAAUGGUUUUCUAUUAAUAUCAGAUGAAGAGGAUGAUACUUCUCUCCCCAGUCACAAAGCAAGGAUUUAUACCCACCUAUUUGACGCAAUAUCCGGAAACUCAAACAUUGACCAUCCACUUUGCGAGGAAUGCGCUGAUUAUAUGAUGGAAAUAAUGGAACAAGAGAUUGAAAUGAAACAAACAGAUUUGAAGGAUUAUGAGGAAUACUUGAAAAGGCUGGAGAAUGAUAAGAAAGAAUUAAAAUUAGGAGACUUGGAAAAGGAGUUGGCUGAGUUAAAAGCUCAAGAAGCUAGAUUUUUAGAAGAGCUUGAAUCCAUAAAUAAGGAAGAACAAGAAUUAAAGAAAGCUAUAGCUGAGCAGAAAGAAUUUGCAGAUCAACUAGAAAAGAAUGAGAAAAAAUACUAUAAAGAACAUGCCAAACAUUCAAGGGAUUUGAUGAGAAUUGAAGAUGACGCUAGAAGUCUCCAGAACUCAAUGAAUUUCACAUCAACCCAUCUUGAGAAGUUGAAAAAUACAAAUGUGUUCAACUCCACAUUCCAUAUAUGGCAUAAGGGUCACUUUGGUACCAUAAACAAUUUCUGUUUGGGCAGACUGCCUCUGGUACCAGUAGCUUGGUCAGAAAUCAACGCGGCUUGGGGACAGGCAGCUUUGUUGCUGUCUGCCUUAGCCAGAAAGAUCAAUUUGACCUUCGACAGAUACAGGGUGGUGCCAUUUGGGAAUCAUUCCCGAAUUGAGGUGAUCGGUAAGCAGCAGGAGCUUCCGCUUUAUGGGAAUGGAGGAGUGAGAUACCUUUGGGAUACGAAAUUCGACAGUGCCAUGGUUGCCUUUUUGGACUGUGUUCAACAAUUUCAAGACGAACUAGCCAAACAGGGAAAACCGUUCGUUUUCCCUUAUCGAAUACACAGUACCAAGGGAAAGAUUGAGGAUAAUGGAAUUUGUUACUCAAUCAAGAUUCAGCUCAAUUCGGAAGAACAAUGGACAAAAGCCCUGAAGUUUAUGCUCACAAACUUGAAAUGGGGUCUCGCCUUUGUAACUUCUCAAAUUGGUACUGAAGGAGAGGAAUGUUAUAAUAAAUAAGUAUAUCGUUAUUAGAUGUUUCAUCAGUAUAUACUUACAAAUUAAAUUUAAUGUAACAUAGGACUAAUAUUGUAUUAUCAAUAUGAAAUUAUUAUAUUUUCUGUAAAUUAUUUAUUACAUACAGAUCAUUUCGUU
Harmonia axyridis is the source of this 1524-nucleotide messenger RNA. Its product is annotated as beclin-1-like protein. The record is from RefSeq and is a predicted model, not a curated record. Gene Ontology annotation, biological process: late endosome to vacuole transport; autophagy; autophagosome assembly. The coding region runs from base 106 to 1389 and encodes 427 amino acids. The transcript is spliced from 7 exons. NCBI's taxonomy places the organism in Eukaryota, Metazoa, Arthropoda, Insecta, Coleoptera, Coccinellidae. Gene Ontology annotation, cellular component: phagophore assembly site; phosphatidylinositol 3-kinase complex, class III, type I; phosphatidylinositol 3-kinase complex, class III, type II.